This is a messenger RNA of Brienomyrus brachyistius, 1698 nucleotides long. Its product is annotated as skin secretory protein xP2-like. The coding region runs from base 1 to 1698 and encodes 565 amino acids. The record is from RefSeq and is a predicted model, not a curated record. Lineage: Eukaryota; Metazoa; Chordata; Actinopteri; Osteoglossiformes; Mormyridae. The transcript is spliced from 2 exons.
AUGGGAAACAUUCCAGAGGAGGCCACCCCUCCAGUCCCCAGUCCAGAGGAGGCCGCCCCUCCAGCCCCCAGCUUAAAGGGAGCUGUCUAUUCAGUCCCCAGUCCAGAGGAGGCCGCCCCUCCAGUCCCCAGUCCAGAAGAGGCCGCCUCUCCAGUCCCCAGUCCAGAGGAGGCCGCCUCUCCAGUCCCCAGUCCAGAGGAGGCCGCCUCUCCAGUCCCCAGCUUAAAGGGAGCUGUCUAUUCAGUCCCCAGUCCAGAGGAGGCCGCCUCUCCAGUCCCCAGCUUAAAGGGAGCUGUCUAUUCAGUCCCCAGUCCAGAGGAGGCCACCCCUCCAGUCCCCAGUCCAGAGGAGGCCGCCUCUCCAGUCCCCAGUCCAGAGGAGGCCGCCCCUCCAGUCCCCAGUCCAGAGGAGGCCGCCUCUCCAGUCCCCAGUCCAGAGGAGGCCGCCUCUCCAGUCCCCAGCUUAAAGGGAGCUGUCUAUUCAGUCCCCAGUCCAGAGGAGGCCACCCCUCCAGUCCCCAGUCCAGAGGAGGCCGCCUCUCCAGUCCCCAGUCCAGAGGAGGCCGCCCCUCCAGUCCCCAGUCCAGAGGAGGCCGCCUCUCCAGUCCCCAGUCCAGAGGAGGCCGCCUCUCCAGUCCCCAGUCCAGAGGAGGCCGCCCCUCCAGCCCCCAGCUUAAAGGGAGCUGUCUAUUCAGUCCCCAGUCCAGAGGAGGCCACCUCUCCAGUCCCCAGAUUAAAGGGAGCUGUCUAUUCAGUCCCCAGUCCAGAGGAGGCCGCCUCUCCAGCCCCCAGCUUAAAGGGAGCCGUCUAUUCAGUCCCCAGUCCAGAGGAGGCCACCUCUCCAGUCCCCAGUCCAGAGGAGGCCGCCCCUCCAGUCCCCAGUCCAGAGGAGGCCGCCUCUCCAGUCCCCAGUCCAGAGGAGGCCGCCCCUCCAGUCCCCAGUCCAGAGGAGGCCGCCUCUCCAGUCCCCAGUCCAGAGGAGGCCGCCUCUCCAGUCCCCAGUCCAGAGGAGGCCGCCCCUCCAGUCCCCAGUCCAGAGGAGGCCGCCUCUCCAGUCCCCAGUCCAGAGGAGGCCGCCUCUCCAGUCCCCAGUCCAGAGGAGGCCGCCCCUCCAGUCCCCAGUCCAGAGGAGGCCGCCUCUCCAGUCCCCAGUCCAGAGGAGGCCGCCCCUCCAGUCCCCAGUCCAGAGGAGGCCGCCCCUCCAGUCCCCAGUCCAGAGGAGGCCGCCUCUCCAGUCCCCAGUCCAGAGGAGGCCGCCUCUCCAGUCCCCAGUCCAGAGGAGGCCGCCUCUCCAGUCCCCAGUCCAGAGGAGGCCGCCUCUCCAGUCCCCAGAUUAAAGGGAGCUGUCUAUUCAGUCCCCAGUCCAGAGGAGGCCGCCUCUCCAGCCCCCAGCUUAAAGGGAGCCGUCUAUUCAGUCCCCAGUCCAGAGGAGGUCGCCCCUCCAGUCCCCAGUCCAGAGGAGGCCGCCCCUCCAGCCCCCAGCUUAAAGGGAGCUGUCUAUUCAGUCCCCAGUCCAGAGGAGGCCGCCUCUCCAGUCCCCAGCUUAAAGGGAGCUGUCUAUUCAUUCCCCAGUCCAGAGGAGGCCGCCUCUCCUGUCCCCAGUCCAGGAGAAGUUGUGUGCUCAGCCCAUUCCAGGUCCUGCUGCUCCCUUGCCAACGCCAACUCCCCCGCUGUUGCCUCGCCGGUGCCCGCCUUGUGA